Molecule: messenger RNA, 2472 nt
Organism: Elephantulus edwardii (Cape elephant shrew)
Lineage: Eukaryota; Metazoa; Chordata; Mammalia; Macroscelidea; Macroscelididae
Gene: LDLR
Product: low density lipoprotein receptor
Exons: 19
Coding region: 1-2472 (823 amino acids)
Molecular function (GO): protein binding; calcium ion binding
Source: RefSeq, a predicted model, not a curated record
AUGGGGCUUAGCCGACUGCCACCUGGCGGAGACAAAUGUGAGAGAAACGAGUUCCAGUGCCAAGACGGGAGCUGCAUCUCCUACAAGUGGGUCUGCGACGGGGUUGCCGAGUGUCCCGACGGCUCCGAUGAGCUGGAGGAGACCUGCGUGUCCAUAACCUGCAGUCCUGAGACCUUCAGCUGUGGGGGCCGGGUCAACCGCUGUAUCCCUCAGUCCUGGAAAUGCGACGGCCAGACCGACUGUGUUAACGGCACGGACGAGCAGGGCUGCGGCCUCAGGACCUGCUUGCAUUACGAAUUCCGCUGCCAGGACGGGAAGUGUGUCUCCGCGAAUUUCGUCUGCGACGGGGACCGUGACUGCCUGGAUGGCUCCGACGAGGACGGCUGCCCCGAGCCCACCUGCGGCCCCGGCCACUACCAGUGCAAUGCCACCGGCUGCAUCCCCGAGCUGUGGGCCUGCGACGGGGACACCGACUGCGUGGACGGCUCCGACGAGUGGCAGUGCCCGACUCGCGUCGACAGCCCCUGCUCCUCCCUGGAGUUCCACUGCCGCAGUGGCGAGUGCAUCCAUGGCAGCUGGCACUGUGACGGCAGCCCUGACUGCAAGGACAAGUCGGACGAGGAGGGCUGCGCUGUGGCCACCUGCCGGCCUGACGAGUUCCAAUGCGGGGACGGGACCUGCAUCCAUGGCAGCCUGCAGUGUAACAAGGAAUUUGACUGUGAGGACAUGAGCGACGAGCUCGGCUGUGUCAAUGUGUCGCUGUGUGAGGGACCUGACAAGUUCAAGUGCCACAGUGGUGAAUGCAUCUCAUUGGACAAAGUAUGCAACUCAGUCAGGGACUGCCGGGACUGGUCGGACGAGCCCCUCAAGGAGUGCGCCACCAACGAGUGUCUGGACAACAAGGGGGGCUGCUCCCACAUCUGCGACGACCUCAAGAUCGGCUACCAGUGUCUCUGCCCCGAGGGCUUCCGGCUGGUGGGCCAGAGAAGAUGUGAAGAUAUCGAUGAGUGUCAGAACCCCGAUACCUGCAGUCAGAUCUGUGUGAACCUCGAAGGCAGCUAUAAAUGCGAGUGCCGGACGGGCUUCCAGAUGGACCCCCACACCAAGACCUGUAAGGCCGUCGGAACCAUUGCCUACCUCCUCUUCACCAACCGUCACGAGGUGAGGAAGAUGACGCUGGACCGGAGUGAGUACACCAGCCUCAUCCCCAACCUGAAGAACGUGGUGGCCCUGGACACGGAGGUGGCCAGUAACAGGAUCUACUGGUCCGACCUGUCUCAGCGGAAGAUCUACAGCACCCAGAUCGACGGAGCCCACAGCCUCUCCUCCUACGACACGGUCAUCAGCGGGGACCUGCAGGCCCCCGACGGGCUGGCCGUCGACUGGGUCCACGGCCACAUCUACUGGACCGACUCCGUCCUGGGCAGCGUCUCGGUGGCUGACACCAAGGGCACGAAGAGGAAGACGCUGUUCAAGGAGCAAGACUCGAAGCCCCGGGCCAUCGUGGUGGAUCCUGCCCACGGCUUCAUGUACUGGACGGACUGGGGAACCCCUGCAAAGAUCAAGAAAGGGGGCCUGAAUGGUGUGGACAUCUACUCGCUGGUGACUGAGGAUAUCCAGUGGCCCAAUGGCAUCACCCUGGAUCUUUCCAGCCGCCGCCUCUACUGGGUCGACUCCAAGCUUCACUCCAUCUCCAGCAUCGACGUCAACGGGCAGAACAGGAAGACAGUGCUGGAGGACGAGAAGAGGCUGGCUCACCCCUUCUCCCUGGCCAUCUAUGAGGAUAAAGUGUUUUGGACAGAUAUCAUCAACGAAGCCAUUUUCAGUGCCAACCGCCUCACAGGCUCAGACGUCAGCUUGGUGGCCGAGAACCUGCUGUCCCCAGAGGAUAUAGUUCUGUUCCACAACCUCACGCAGCCGAGAGGGGUGAACUGGUGUGAGAAGACCACGCUCAGCAAUGGUGGCUGCGAGUACCUGUGCCUCCCGGCCCCGCAGAUCAGCACCCACUCUCCCAGGUUCACCUGUGCCUGUCCCGACGGCAAGCAGCUGGCCAGGGACAUGCGGAACUGCCUCACAGAGCCUGAACCUGCAACGACCACUGAGGGCCCGUCCACGGUUCACUCGAACACAGUCCCCGAGCCCAAGUCUUCGGACCACCCUGAAGUCACUACAGCAGAGACGACUCUGAUGACCCACCAAGUCCUGGGCAACGCUGCUGAAAGAGGAACAGAGGAGAAGCCCGGUCAUGUGGGGGCGCUGCCCAUUGUCCUUCCUCUCGUGCUGCUCGUUUUCCUCUGCUUCGGAGCCUUCCUCUUCUGGAAGAACUGGCGGCUGAAGAGCAUCAACAGCAUCAACUUCGACAACCCCGUGUACCAGAAGACCACCGAGGACGAGGUCCACAUCUGCCGCAGCCAGGACGGCUACACCUACCCCGCGAGACAGAUGGUCAGUCUGGAGGACGACGUGGCGUGA